This is a messenger RNA of Nycticebus coucang (slow loris), 3353 nucleotides long. RefSeq names its product BRCA1 DNA repair associated (gene BRCA1). The record is from RefSeq and is a predicted model, not a curated record. Bases 91 to 2337 code for a protein of 748 amino acids. Gene Ontology annotation, cellular component: BRCA1-BARD1 complex; BRCA1-A complex; plasma membrane. The transcript has 24 exons. NCBI's taxonomy places the organism in Eukaryota, Metazoa, Chordata, Mammalia, Primates, Lorisidae. Gene Ontology annotation, molecular function: metal ion binding; ubiquitin-protein transferase activity. Gene Ontology annotation, biological process: dosage compensation by inactivation of X chromosome; double-strand break repair via homologous recombination; chordate embryonic development.
UCCGGGGUGAGGUGUCCGUCAGAUAACAGGGCCUCUGGGCCCGGGAACCCGCACACUUUGCUAAGUAUUAAAAUUCAUCGGAAGAGAAAGAUGGAUUUAUCUGUGGUUUCCAUUCAAGAAGUACAAAAUGUCCUUAAUGCUAUGCAGAAAAUCUUAGAGUGUCCAAUCUGUCUGGAGUUGAUCAAAGAACCUGUUUCCACAAAGUGUGACCACAUAUUUUGCAAAUUUUGUAUGUUGAAACUUCUCAACCAGAAGAAAGGGCCUUCACAGUGUCCUUUGUGUAAGAAUGAUAUAACCAAAAGAAGCCUACAAGAAAGUACAAGAUUUGGUCAACUCGUUGAAGAGCUAUUGAAAAUCAUUCAUGCUUUUGAGCUUGACACAGGAUUACAGUUUGCAAACAGUUAUAAUUUUGAAAAAAAGGGAAAUAACUCUCCUGAACUUCUAAAGGAUGAAAUAUCUAUCAUUCAAAGUAUGGGCUACAGAAACCGUACCAAAAGAAUUCGACAGAGUGAACAUGAAAAUCCUACCUUGCAGGAAACCAAUCUUAGUGUCCGACUCUCCAACCUUGGAAUUGUGAGAUCUCUGAGGACAAAGCAACAGAUACAACCUCAGAAUAAAUCUGUCUACAUUGAAUUGGGAUCUGAUUCUUCUGAAGAUACAGUUAAUAAGGCAAGUUAUUACAGCAUGGGAGACCAAGAACUAUUACGAAUCACCCCACAAGGAGCCAGGGUUAAAUCCAGUUUGGAUUCUGCAAAGAAGGCUACUUGUAUGUUUUCUGAGAAGGACAUAACAAGUAUUGAACAUCAUCAAUCCAGUAAUAAGGAUUUGAACACCAUUGAGAAGCAUGCAACUGAGAUGUAUCCAGAAAAGUAUCAGGGUGAAGCAGCAUCUGGGUAUGGGAGUGAAAGCUUCUCUGAAGACUGUUCAGGGCUGUCCUCUCAGAGCGAUAUUUUAACCACUCAGCAGAGGGAUACAAUGCAAGAUAACCUGAUAAAGCUUCAGCAGGAAAUGGCCAAAUUGGAAGCUGUAUUAGAGCAGCAUGGGAGCCAGCCUUCUGACAGCUCUCCUUCCCUCAUAGCUGACUCUUAUGACCCUGAGGACCUCCUAAAUCUGGAAAACACAUCAGAAAAAGCAGUAUUAACUUCACAGAAAAGUAGUGAACAUCCUAUAAGCCAGAAUCCAGAAGGCCUUUCUGCUGAUAAGUUGCAAAUAUCUCCAGAUUGUUAUACCAGUAAAAGUAAAGAACCAAGAGUGGAAAGGUCUUCCUGUUCUAAAUCCCAGUUGUCGGAUAAUAAGUGGUAUGUGCACAGCCUUCAGAACAGAAAGUGCCCAUCUCAGGAGGAGCUCACUAAAAUUGUUGAUGUGAAGAAGCAAAAACUGGAAAAGUCUGAGCCACGUGAUUUAAUGGUGCAGUCUUCUUGGGCAAGGCAAGAUCUAGAAGCAACUCCUAACCUGGAAUCUGGAAUCUACUUCCUCUCUAAUAAUCCUGAAUCUGAUCCUUCGGAAGACAGAGCCCCAGAGUCAGCUCAAGUUUGCAGCACGUCAGCUUUACCUUCUGCAUUAAAAUCAUCCCAGUAUCAAACAGAUUCUGACGGGAGUCCAGCCACUCACAAUACUAAGACUAUGAGGGCAGAAAAUCUGAGCAGUGAGAAGCCAGAAUUGACAUCUUCAAUAGAAGAAAGUGUCAACAAAAGAAUAUCCAUAGUGGUAUCAGGCUUGACCCCAAAAGAAUGUAUGCUUGUACAAAAGUUUGCCAGAAGAUACAACAUAACUUUAACUGAUCUAAUUACCGAAGAGACUACUCAUGUUGUUAUGAAAACAGAUGCUGAGUUCGUGUGUGAACGGACACUGAAAUAUUUUCUGGGAAUUGCAGGAGGAAAAUGGGUAGUUAGCUAUUGCUGGGUGAUCCAGUCACUUAAAGAAAGAAAGAUGCUGGAUGAGCAUGAUUUUGAAGUCAGAGGAGAUGUGAUCAAUGGAAGAAACCACCAAGGCCCAAAGCGAGCGAGAGAAUCCCAGGACAGAAAGAUCUUCAGAGGCCUAGAAAUCUGUUGCUAUGGGCCCUUUACCAACAUGCCCACAGAUCAACUGAACUGGAUGGUACAGCUCUGUGGGGCUUCUGUGGUGAAAGAGCUUUCAUCAUUCGCACUUGGCACAGGUAUUCGCCCAAUUGUGGUUGUACAGCCAGAUGCCUGGACAGAGGACAAUGACUUUCAUGCUAUCGAGCAGAUGUGUGAAGCACGUGUCGUGACCCGAGAGUGGGUGUUAGACAGCGUAGCACUGUAUCAGUGCCAGGAACUGGACACCUACAUGAUAACUCGGAUUCCCCACAGCAGCUAGCCACGUCUAUCAGGCCAUGCGACAGUAACAGCAAGCUUACAAAAUGGCCCUUUGAAGCCUUAAGAGCUCCUCUCAUUAUUCAGUCCUUUAGUAGUCCAAGUUAUUAAAUAUUAUAUGUAUAUCAGUUAGAAAAGUACUGGCUGUAUAAGGGUCCCUUAAGUAUUUUUUGCUUCAAAUCUCCCUUUGAAAUCUUACAUCACGAAAUUGUAAUUUUCACCUGAAAUUUAAAAACCAUUUAAACCCUGCCAUUUGAGCAAGUUGCUGAUUCAUUAUUUGUCAGCCUUCUUCCUCCUACUAGGGCUACUGGCACAGAAUGGCUUGGCCUCAAGAGAAUAGCCAGUUUCCCUAAGUUUGUUUCUCUAAAGCCCUAUGUUUACAAAGGCUAAGAGUCAGACCCUUCUAUGGAAGGAGAGUGCUUGGGAUCUGUUAUGUGACUUAAAAUCCGAACAGUCCUUGAGGAACUCUCACAUGUUGGAGUGGAACACUAGGGAGGAAAUUUGGAGGCAGUUGGUGGAUGUGAAAAUGAAGCUUGAGAUUAGAGAUCUUCAAAAAUCUGGGCUGUCAUUGCUGCAUUUCUAAAGUAUGUGCUCUGAAACAGCAGACUGUAUACAAGAACUGGUGUGUAAGGAGAAUCUUCUAAUUCCCCAUUAGUAAUAAGUAAAAUGUUUAUUGUAGCUCUAGUAUGUAACCCAUUCCUCUUAAAAUAUAAGGUUUCUGGUAUGAAUAUUUCAUGUCCAUAAAAUGACUGAUCCCACCAAGAAAGGAGCUGUUGCUUUCUUUGAGGUAAUUUUUUCCCAUUUGCUCCCUAUUGCUGAACCAUACAGCUUCAUGAAUAAUUUUGCUUGCUGAAGGAAGAGAAAGUGUUUUUCACAAACUCAUGCAGGACUGUUCAUAGCCAUUGGAAGGACUAGUUCUUGCUUCUCUAUCCCCCCAGUGUAGAAGGGCAGCACAGACUUGAUUAUACAAAGUAUGUUUUAUAAAUGUUGUGUUACUAACACUGCAAAUAAACUUGGUAG